GUAUGAAUUUCUUUUCGAACUAUGUAUAGUUAAUAGGGGUUUCACUAUGGUUUCCAAAUAGGGCCGUUUUUGCUAGCAUAUCCACCCCGUUCUUUCUCACGAUUUUGAGAAGAAUAAGACAAGGCUCCUGAGUACUUGCACAGUUUGUGAGCGUUCGUAGAUGCAGUAAUCUAGAAUUCAACGUGUUAAGUUUGAAUAAAUUAUUCGUGCUACAAUACAAGUUAACAAUCACAUGAUUUUCGAACUAAUCUGACAGUUACAAAAUAUUUAUAAUGCGCUGUAUGUUCGACUUGUCUUUAAUUGCGUAUCAUAUUUUAUUAAUAUUUAAUAAAACUUGUGUGAUUUACUUCUUGAAAUCAGAACUGCAUAACUUAUACAUCUUAAAUCCAGUCAGAAACAUUCCAUCAUACCAAUACCUCAGGCUACAUACUAACAUGUCAUAGUAUAUGAUACCAUAGUUUCCAAACAUACGUGAAUUCCUCUCAAUAAGAUGCAUACAUAGACAACGUAUGUAAUUAUUCAACAUAUACAUUAAUACAAGCUUUCCUCAAACUAUAAGAACGAUUUUUUUCGAAAAAAGUCUCUUUCCUAAAAGCAGCAAAAUACAAAAUUUCAAGAAACCAACAACGCAAUCGUGUUCCCCGACCCCGACUACCUUCGAUCAGACCUAUCCAUACAGGAUAUUGUUUGAGGUUAGUUAAGUUUAUGCAUUUGCUUUCCUAUUGGACCAGCGAGCGAACGCAUUUAACUCGUUUUUCGUAAUACCCUCCUUUCAGUAGAAGGAAUAAUGCCGUCUCCUGAAAUUUUGUCACCAAUUUCCACAUCACGUGCCGAAAAUAUUACUUCCUCUGAUUCCAAUGCUUCCUUGUCAAUCCAUCAUUUUCAAAUCGUAAUUCAGAUAAAUUUACAUGUUCUCAACUUCGAAUGAUGCUUAAAACAAGCCCCGAUGAAUAUAUUGUUGUAGAAAAUACGGGCAAACGAAUGUCUGGUUGCUGAAAUUCGUUUGGUUUUCCUGCGAUCGUUAAUAAUCGUGGUCAUCGUGAACGAAUCAAGGGCUUUGUUUCAUGUCGAAAAUGCUUUACCACAUAUUCUUUUAUUUCUAACAGUACUAGACUUCUUAAUCAGCAUGUUUGUGAUAAUUCAAAAGCCGAUGGAACUUCGACACAACAAAGUUUGGCCACGUUUUAUAUAACGAAAACUUCAAAAUUGAAAGAAUCUGAAGUUCUGAAAGUAAAAGAUUUACAAGCUAAACGGAUAUGUCAAAAUAUCCGUCUUUUUUCAAUCGUCAAAGAUGAUGGGUUACGUCAUUUGAUUCAAGAAUGUAUUUCUAUUGGUGCUCGUCAUCGUCAUGGAAACAUCGAUGUCGAUCAAGUAUUGAGAGGUGCUGAUGUAACCGCUGUACAUGUUUCAAAGCUUGCUGAUCGAAUCGAUUUCGUAUAG
Molecule: messenger RNA, 1440 nt
Organism: Rotaria socialis
Lineage: Eukaryota; Metazoa; Rotifera; Eurotatoria; Philodinida; Philodinidae
Source: the annotation of a GenBank genome assembly